AUGUCUUUCAUCAAGCAAAUCCCCAAGUCGCUCAAGGAGCUCCGAGUGCACAUGUGCCAAACUUCGCCCAGCUCGCAGGGUCUGAGACAAUUCGUCCUCAGCAACUAUCCCGCUCUCAAAUCAUCCAACCCUGACCUCAAAGUGCUCAUCCGGGAAGCCCGAGGUGUUGAGCCUCGAGUGUUUGCUCGAUUUGAACACGGCCGAGAAACACAAACUUCCUUCGCCGACAUGUCCGAGAGCGAAGUAUCGGAGAGGUUGUCGAACCUCGUCAAGUCGUAA
Messenger RNA from Filobasidium floriforme, 279 nucleotides. Its product is annotated as thioredoxin-like protein. The record is from RefSeq and is a predicted model, not a curated record. NCBI's taxonomy places the organism in Eukaryota, Fungi, Basidiomycota, Tremellomycetes, Filobasidiales, Filobasidiaceae. Bases 1 to 279 code for a protein of 92 amino acids. The transcript is spliced from 3 exons.